Seriola dumerili (greater amberjack) is the source of this 5018-nucleotide messenger RNA. RefSeq names its product TBC1 domain family member 32 (gene tbc1d32). Gene Ontology annotation, biological process: non-motile cilium assembly. Lineage: Eukaryota; Metazoa; Chordata; Actinopteri; Carangiformes; Carangidae. The coding region runs from base 1 to 3924 and encodes 1307 amino acids. The transcript has 34 exons. The record is from RefSeq and is a predicted model, not a curated record.
AUGUCUCAGCUGACAGCUGAAGAUGAGGUGGAGUUGCAGUCCCUGCUCAAGCAGCUACUGAGAAACAUCAACGACAGGAUCUCUGGCGCACCAUCAACUGAAUGUGCUGAAGAGAUCCUUCUUCACCUGGAGGAGACUGACAAGGAUUUUCACAAUUAUGAGUUUGUCAAGUACCUCCGUCAGUAUGUGGAAAGCUCUCUGGGGACUGUGGUGGAGGAGGAAACCAAGAUCCUGACCAGAGGAGAUGGACAACACUCAGUUGGCUCAGGUCAUGAUACCCUGAUCCAUGCUGUCACCCGAAGGACCAGAGACUCAGCUGAGUACCAGCAGAUGAUGCAGACCUUGAAAAACACCAUGAUCAUGGUUGUGGAGUCUUUAAUCAACAAAUUUGAGGAGGACCAGAUGAGGAAGGAGGAGAUGCACAGAGAGAAGCAGCACAGUCAGUCAAACAGCCAGUACACAGACAACUGCUCCGACAGCGACUCGAGCUUUAAUCAGAGUUACGCAUUCAUCAGACAAGAACAGCUACAAGUCUUGGCUGAAAAACUUGACUCCAGCAGACCCAAAGAGGUGCGUUGGGAGGCUCUGCAGGUCCUCUGCUGUGCCCCUCCGUCUGACGUGCUGAGCUGUGAGAGCUGGAGCAGCCUGCGCAGGAAGCUCUGUGCAGCUCUGACCGAGCCCGACCCAGACAUCAGUGAUAAUGUGCUGCUGUUCUUUGCUAAAAGCUUCUCCUCCUCUCCUAUGAAUGUGACACGAGAGAUCUACACCAGCUUGGCUAAAAGUGUGGAGUCAAGUUUUCUGUCUCACAAGCUGAGCUUCCCAACGGGUUCAGCUACCAUCGACAUUAACAGACCUGAGAUCAUUCGUCUGCUCAAACAGAUUCGAUUGAUGAAUGACUUUCAAAAGGAGGUGACAACAUUUUGGAUCCGUCACCCAGAGAAGUAUAUGGAGGAAGUUAUAGAGAGCACCUUCUCCCUAUUGUCCUUCCAUCAUGAACAUGGCUCAACCUCUCCUGGCAUAGAGAAAGCCCUGGAACCAAUUCACUUACUGGCCUUACUGGAUAUUAAAGCUACCUGGUUUAAAAAGUGGAUGCAUGGCUACUACAGUCGGACUGUGGUUCUUAGACUCCUGGAGAGAAAAUACAAGUCUCUGAUUGUUGCAGCUCUUCAGCAGUGUAUCCAUUACAGUGAAUCCUGUGAACGCUUCACGAGUGAGACCACUGAUCUCCAGUCAGUGCACAGACUAGAUAAAGUUAGGAUUGGGUUCAUCCAAAGGAGUGUUUAUUCAGGAAAGGAGCUUGAAUAUUGCGUCUUUGUCCACUCCCUGUGUGUCCUGGGGAAACUCCUCAUCUACACCAAUGGAAGAAAACUCUUUCCCAUCAAAGUGAGGAAGCGCAAAGAGCCAGUAAGUCUGAUGGACCUGGUUGUCAUCCUGAUUUACAUCAUGUACCAACACCCCAAUCCUCCACACAGUGAUGCGUCACACACAGACUCCUUGUCACCCAGCAGUCUUGUGAUGGAGGUGCUGUGGAUGCUGUGUGAGAGGACAGAGUGUGCUGCAGAAUGCCUUUACCAGACUGCUGUCAUAGAGACGCUACUGACUCCUGUUAUAGCGCUGCUCAAUGGACAGCAGGCCAAAUUAAAGUCUCCCGCAGCAACACUGACUCUCAUUGCUGACGUUCUGGCUCGCAUCGCAAACACUGACAGAGGAUUAGCUCUCUUCUUAUAUGAGAAGAAUCUCCUUGUGGCCCACAGUGAGAGAACCUCUGCUGGUCUCAUAGUUGUACAGUUUACCCUGAGGCUGCUGGAUAAGGAGCUGUCAUCACUAAGUGAAUCUGACACGUCCCGUACAUUAUGUGGAGCUUUUAUCUUUGUCUGUAGACAGAUAUACAACACCUGUGAGGGUUUACAGGUCCUCCAACCCUAUGGUCUGCACAAGGCUAUAGCUGCUGCAUGGAAAAAGACUAGUUCCUUGUCAGAGAGAGUACCUACUCCGGUACCCGGGGCCACUGCUGGAGCAUCCACCCAGGAACUGCAGAACAUGCUCAUCUGGGAGGAAACGUUGUUGGACAGCCUGCUGAACUUUGCAGCAACUCCUAAAGGCCUGCUGCUGCUCCAGCAGACAGGGGCCAUUAAUGAAUGUGUCUCCUAUAUGUUCUCUCGCUUUACUAAAAAACUACAGGUGAGCCGCUGUGAGAAGUUUGGAUACGGGGUGAUGGUGACACAGGUGGCAGCAACUGCUCCGGGGGUGGUGGCUUUGCACUGUUCAGGUUUUGUCCGGGCGCUGGUAAUUGAGCUGUGGUCAACUCUGGAGUGUGGAAGUGAAGAUGUGAGGGUGGUCCGUCCCAAACCAACACCCAUGGACCCCAUCGACAGGAGCUGCCUCAAGUCCUUCCUGUCCUUGGUCAACCUGCUCUCCUCUUCCCAAUCAGUAUGGGAGCUGCUGGGCCGACAGCCUUUAGCCAACAAGAGUGAAUACACCCUAAGAGAAAUGCCAUCCUCCAUACCUGAUUUGAUUGACAGGCUGAUUGCUGUGAAUUCAGAUGCAAAGAUUCACUCCCUGUUCCACUAUGAGCAGUCUCACACAUUCGGCCUGAGACUGCUCAGUGUGCUCUGCUGUAAUCUGGACUCAUUUCUGCUGUUGGAGAGCCAGUACAACAUCUGCUCCAUGCUGCUGCAGAGUCAGAGGGAGAACGCCACUGAGCCAGUCACCAGUGAGGGGGAGUUCAUCAUAGACAGUCUAUCUGUGGAGAGGAAUCAUGUGCUGGUCCGUGCUAGUGUGGUGGGAGGUCCGUCUGAGAGAAGGCUUCCUCCUCGAGCCCUGCAAGAGGGUGAAGAUCCUUACCCCUGGCCCAUGUUUUCAAGCUACCCUCUACCUCACUGCUACACCUUGGACCCACCGAAGAUCCACCAUAACUCACAGGAUUCUGAGAUCAAUGCAUUUCUGGCAUCAUCUAAAGAAACAAAGGGUGAGGAGAGCUGGAUGGUGAUCUGCCGUAGGCUGUACUGCAAAGUCAUGACCUCCAAACCCAGCAUCCUAACUGGAAAGGUGCUGGCCGACCUUCUGGAGAAGGUUGUGGCCCAUCUAUCCCGCUCCUCCACAGAGUGCUUCUUCUCUCCAGCUCAGUACAAAGCAGAAGAGAAGAGUGUGAAGAGUACUGUAUUAUCACCCGUGGAACAGCUGGGAAUCAACAUCUGUCUCAGGUACGGCAGCUACCUCAAGCUACUCAAAGACAACGCUGUGCAAGACUUGACGCUGCUAAUGAAGCACAUAAAGAUCUUCUUGUCCUCACAGAGAGUUCAAACUUCUUCAGAGCUCAUCACUCAGCAGGAUGGUUAUCCGGGCCAUGACUGGCUGGCCUCCACAGUUUUCCUCAUCAUGUCUGGAGACAUGGACCGAUCUCUACGUUUGUUACUCAGCCUCUCCUCUCUGCUUGCCUCUGCAUUCAUCUGGCCUGCAGGGAUACAUGCAUCCGUCCAUGUUCUUGUGGCAGCAGCUGAAUCAGGGAUCCAGCCUGUCUACUGGUGUACAGCUCACUAUGUGGAAAUGCUGCUGAAAGCUGAGGUCCCACUGGUCCACUCUGCUUUCAGGAUGUCUGGAUUCACCCCAUCACAGAUGUGCCUCCACUGGGUGACUCAGUGUUUCUGGAACUAUCUGGAUUGGACAGAAAUCUGCCACUACGUCUCCACCUGUGUGGUGAUGGGUCCUGACUACCAGGUUUACAUGUGUGUGGCCAUAUUCAAACACCUGCAGCCAGACAUCCUGCAGCGGACACAGUCCCAGGAGCUGCAGGUCUUCCUCAAGGAGGAGCCAAUCCAGGGCUUCAAGGUCAGCAACUACCUGGAGUUCAUGGAGGGACUGGAGAGACGCUACAGAGACAUUGUUCUCACUGAUAUGAAAACCGUCCGAAACCCUGUAGAGUAGGAACGUGUUGAAUAUGUGUCGGAGCUACGCUAGGCAUAAAAAAAAGUAUUUUUAUGUGUUGGAUAGAUAAACUCUAAACAAAUUCAUAAAGACGCCACAAAAAUCUUGACAGCACAGAACUCCAUAACUCGUGUUUGCUCUGUGGAAUUAAAGGAUAAGUCUGGUGAUAUUCUAUAUUUUCUUAUUGACAAUAAAUCCCAUGAAAUAACCAAAACCAACAUUAAACUGACAAGUACAGACAAACGCUGUCAGGAGGAUCAAUUCCAGUAUCAAAAGUAUCUGCCAAAGUUUCAUUCCCUCUUUGUGUUUCCCUGUUGAGCUGCAGUCGAACAACAGCAACAAAAACAAGGAAUUUUGUACUGAAAACACUUGAAAUCCACUUGACUCAACUUUGGAAUACAUUUUUGCAAAUUAGCACAUUAUUGUAGUAACCUUUCCUUUAAGCCAGGGUUGCACUGACUGACAUUUUCCUUCAUUAGCAAGAACAUCAUUGCUGUCGUUUUUAUUGUUGUGUCAGUGCCAACUACACCGUCAUGUUGCUGUAACUACUCGUCUAUAUACUAAGUGUAUAUUAAUCCACAGCUGAGAAGAGUCUGAAGGCAGAUGCUAAAAACUACACUGAACAGCUCUUUUAAAAAAGUGUUGAGCCUGUUGGUUUUUUUUUUUCUUUUGUUUUGUUUUGUUUUAAUGAAACCUCAUACCUGUUUUUAAAGAUUCACAUCCUUGAUAGGAUCAAAUGGGCUCGGAGCUGCAGGAAAGUAUUGAGACCCUCAAACACAUUGUUGGUUUUGGUCUUUUUGUAGCAUUUGCUGACUAUUACAAAAAUACAGAAAAGCCCCUGUCCAUCAUUAAAUGUUCCAGGUGGAAGAUUACAAGACGUCCUGCUCCAACACAAAACAUUACCAAACUAAUUUAAUAAUUUAACAUCAUUUUUCUUCUUGUGUUACCUGUAAGAACAUUAUAUUACUGUACAUGAUGUAAAUACUGUGUGUGAUUAUGAACAGCUGCUGUUUAAAAGACCAAGAGAUUGUUGUAAAUUAGUAUUUUUUAUCCUGCAAUGUAAAUAUCUACAUUUAUAAGGUCUUUUGUAUGUG